CUGACAAAGUUUGGCUAUCUGCCCCUGCCGGAUCCCAUCACAGGACAGUUGCAGACCCAAGAAGAGCUCACCAAAGCCAUCAUGGUGAUGCAACAGUUUGGAGGCCUUGAAGCCACUGGUAUUCUAGAUGAAGCCACCCUCAAACUGAUGAAGACACCCCGUUGCUCUUUGCCGGAUCUUGUGGAAUCGAAGACGAGGAGGAAACGCUAUGCCCAGGGAGCCACCAAGUGGAACAAGAGGAAUUUAUCCUGGAGAGUUCGAACUUUUCCCAAAGAAUCCCAUCUGGGCCAUGACACAGUUCGCGCCCUCAUGUACUAUGCCUUGAAGGUGUGGAGUGACAUCACGCCACUCAAUUUCCAUGAAGUGGGAGGCAACAAUGCUGACAUCCAGAUCGACUUUUCCAAAACAGAUCACAAUGAUGACUACCCCUUUGAUGGCCCCGGUGGCACGGUGGCACACGCUUUCUUCCCAGGAGAACAUCAUACUGCCGGAGACACUCACUUUGAUGAUGAUGAGUAUUGGACUUUCCGGUCAUCAGAUACUGAUGGAAUGGAUUUGUUUGCUGUGGCGGUCCACGAAUUUGGCCACGCUAUCGGCUUAACCCACAUCUCCGCUACUGAAUCAAUCAUGAGGCCUUACUACCAGGGACCCGUUGGAGACCCCCUGAAAUAUGAUUUGCCUUAUGAAGACAGAGUCCGGAUUUGGCAGCUGUAUGGAGUCAGGGAAUCUGUGUCUCCAACUGCUAAACCUGAAAUAUCGAACGCAGAUGACCAUCCCAUCUUGCCAGACUUUCCUGAGAAUCGCUCCACUGUUCCGUUUAGAAGAGACAUGCCAAAUAGAUGCAGCACGCAUUUUGACGCCGUGGCUCAGAUCCGUGGAGAAGUUUUCUUUUUCAGAGGCAAGUAUUUCUGGAGACUGACUCGCAACAAGCAUCUGGUUUCCCUUCAGCCAGCUCAGAUCCAUCGUUUCUGGAAGGGAUUGCCUCUCAACUUAGACAGUGUGGAUGCUGUGUACGAGAGGACCCAUGACCAUAAGAUUGUGUUCUUCAAAGGAGACCGAUACUGGGUGUUCAAGGACAAUAAUGUUGAAGAAGGCUACCCCCGGCCAAUUUCGGAUUUUGGCUUGCCCCUAGGAGGUAUCGAUGCUGCCUUUUCCUGGGCUCAGAACGACAAGACCUAUUUCUUCAAGGACAAUCUCUACUGGCGCUACGAUGACCACGAGCAGAGAAUGGAUGCAGGUUAUCCUUUAGAAAGCAUGUUGUGGAAAGGCGUUCCCAACCAGUUGGAUGAUGCCACGCACUGGUCAGAUGGGGCCACCUAUUUUUUCAAGGGCAAGGAAUAUUGGAAAGUUGCAGACAACGAUCUGGAGGCCGAAUCGGGUUAUCCGCGUUCUAUUGCAAAAGACUGGCUGGUGUGCAGUGACAUGCAGGCAGAUGCUCCUGAACCAGCUGAGAGCUCCAGGACUGGGGGGCGUUCCAAGCAGGGCUACCAUGAUGAAAGCCGAUCUGAAAGUGAAGUCUGCUCCUGCACGUCGUCAUCUUCUGAACCCCUGCCAUGCACUACCGUCAGACUCUGUGGGGGCCUUGGGUUGGUCACCCUGUGGACAGCGGUGUUGAUGCACGGACCUCUAUGACCGGUGGGGUUGCCUUGGACUGCAGUGAUUCAGGGGUGCAAAAGGGAUGUUGGGAUGGCGCAGACCCAGGUCACCAGUUGUCACAGUAUUAAGGAAGCAGCAUCUAACAUUCCUAGCAAUGUGAUGUGGAAUUAGUUUCAAAUUCUCCAUGAGAAGCAAAGAGCAUUUUUAAUUAUGAUUAUUAUUGUUCUUAUUUCCUUCUGUUGGUUGAAGUUGGUUUGUGGUCCCCCCCCCUUUUUUUUUUUUUUAAGUUAACUUGCUUUAACACCAGACUCUGCAGGUUUCUCAUUUUUCCCCCCUUCGUCUCCUCAUUCCCCGGCAUUUAAACCAUCGGAAAAAUAAAGUUUCUGACUAGCCGUGCA
Molecule: messenger RNA, 1994 nt
Organism: Python bivittatus (Burmese python)
Lineage: Eukaryota; Metazoa; Chordata; Lepidosauria; Squamata; Pythonidae
Source: RefSeq, a predicted model, not a curated record